Messenger RNA from Paramecium tetraurelia, 1050 nucleotides. RefSeq lists its product as uncharacterized. The transcript is spliced from 3 exons. Lineage: Eukaryota; Ciliophora; Oligohymenophorea; Peniculida; Parameciidae. The record is from RefSeq and is a predicted model, not a curated record.
AUGUAUAUAAAUAAAGGACAAUCUUACAAAACUUUAUAUGCAUAUUAAUAAUCAAUAAACUUUUAUUUGUUAAUUUUUAUAAUUUAUGAUAAACUACUUAUUGACUAUUCUUCAUUCCCUUUUACUGAGAGAAGAGUGAGUCAUCUAGUUUUAAAUUAGAUUACCUCAGAAUCAAAAACAAAAAUCAGAGAUGAUUUCAAAAAAACAAUCAAGAAGAAUUCACUAUUGCAUUCCAUGAGAAUGCUGAAAGAACAUGAAUUAGAUGAACCUACACCAAUAGUUACAGAGAAGUAAUUAUAAGCUAAGAAAUUUAUUAAUUUAAAACCUUUAAAAAAGGCAAUUGAAAAAAUAACUCUUAUGAGAUAAGAACAAUUGAGCAGAAGAAAAUCAGCAUAUGGUGAUCAAUUUGGCGAGAUGACAGCAAAAUAAUUCCAAAAUCUUCCAACAACUAUUGAAUAACAUAAAUAAAUUGAUGGAUAAAGAUUUGCCUUAACAAGUUUCGCUGAUAUUUUGGAGAGAAAAAAAAGAAAAAGAACAACUAAAAAGCCAAGUCUCAUAAGAUAAUUAUCGAAGUAAGAAUCCUUGGUUGAAUAUGAUCAUCUGGAAAGACCUCCAUCCUGUAAGACUCCUCCAAAGCAAAUAAUUAUUAAAUAACAACUUAAAUCUCAGUUAGAGCUAACAAAAGAAAAAUAAUUCAAAUAAUUUGAUAAGAAGAUGAUUAGCUUUUUAUCUGGGAAACCAGCAGAAGUUAAAGAAUUUGUACAAAGAAAAAAAGCAUAUACGAUAAACUAUUAAGUAACUACACCUUAAUCUUCAUCUAUAACAGGAAAUCAUAGAAACUCAACACUUUUUCCAAGCUUACAUAUAAACAAAUUUGAUAGAUACUAAACUAAUUAUUAUGAAUCAAAAUAUGCACCUUAACUUAGUAACCGUUAGAUUUAGAACAGAGUUAGACCCUAUAUUACAUAUAAUAGGACCUUAAUAAAAUUCAUAAAGUCAGAGAUAAAAAAUGGUUCAUAAACAAUGCAUAAGUCGAUUUAUAAUUUAUGA